Messenger RNA from Sitodiplosis mosellana (orange wheat blossom midge), 1367 nucleotides. RefSeq lists its product as uncharacterized. The coding region runs from base 233 to 1270 and encodes 345 amino acids. Lineage: Eukaryota; Metazoa; Arthropoda; Insecta; Diptera; Cecidomyiidae. Gene Ontology annotation, cellular component: cytosol; nucleus. The record is from RefSeq and is a predicted model, not a curated record. Gene Ontology annotation, molecular function: adenosine kinase activity. The transcript is spliced from 5 exons. Gene Ontology annotation, biological process: purine ribonucleoside salvage.
CAUUCAAAUACACACAACUACAAAUCUGAACUGUUUCGAAAAUCAUGAUUUACAAAAAAGCUCUGAUAAAGCUCAAAUACUAAAUCUUUUUCCAAUAAUGAAAUGUCACACAACCACGUGACAUUUCAAAUUACGCUGUUAUCAUUAUAACAUUUGCUACCGCGAAUUUGCUACGUGUUUCUAUCAUCUUCUGCAAAUUUGAUAAUCCCUUUUUUUUUAAAGCUGAGAAAAAAUGGAAUAUUUAAGAGAAGGUCUUCUUCUAGGUUGUGGAAACCCGUUGUUGGACGUCAUUGCUACUGUAGAUGAUGCAUUUCUUCAGAAAUAUGGUUUGAAACCAGAUGACGCGAUUCUAGCGGAUGAAAAAAAGCACAAAAAUCUUUAUAAAGAGUUGGCGGAACAUGAUUCUGUACAAUAUAUGGCUGGCGGUUCAUGUCAGAAUUCUCUGCGGGUAGCCCAAUGGAUUUUGCGUACUCCCAAGGUUGCUGUAUUCUUUGGCUGUGUUGGUGUGGAUGAUUACGCAGAAAAAUUAGCAGAAAAAGCACGUGCUGAUGGCGUGAACGUUAUUUAUCAACAAAACGAUUCACUUCCCACGGGAACAUGUGCAGUGGCAAUAACUAACCAUCAUCGAUCUCUGUGUGCGAAUUUGGCAGCAGCCAAUGCCUUCACAGCGGACCAUAUCAAUCAACCAGAAAAUCGUAAAGUUAUCAAAAACGCCAAAUAUUUCUAUGUCACUGGAUUUUUUUUGACAGCUAGUUCUGAAACUGUGCAAGCUGUGGCUAAGCAUGCACUUGCUGCGAAUUCUCCAUUUCUGAUGAAUUUAAGUGCUCCAUUUUUGGCUCAGUUCUAUAAUAAAGAAUUGAUGGAAGCACUGUCUUUUGCUGACAUUGUGUUUGGCAAUGAAAUCGAGGCUCUUGCGUUCGCCAAAGAAGAAUGCUUCGAAACUGAAGACUUGCGUGAGAUUGCUCUCAAAAUCUGUAGACUUCCCAAGCAAAAUGAAAAUCGUAGUCGCAUUGCAGUUAUAACACAAGGAAAAGAUCCUGUACUUCUGGCACAAAAUGGAAAAGUGGUAGAGAUUCCAGUGGACGCAUUGACCAAUGACGAAAUUGUAGAUACAAAUGGUGCAGGUGACGCAUUUGUCGGAGGUUUUUUAGCCCAAUUUAUUCAAGAAAAGUCGCUAGAAACAUGUGUACGUUGUGGAAUCUGGGCAGCAAGAGAAAUAAUAAAGAGAUCUGGUUGUUCGUUUGACGGUGAAGCAUGCUUCCAGGAAUAAAAAGAAAGAUGGUUUUAUGUUUUUAAGCAAAUUGUUUAUAAUAAUCAGUGGAUUAAAAAAUUAAAUAAAAACAUUCGUAAUACCAAACUUUUCCGUA